Molecule: messenger RNA, 2925 nt
Organism: Acanthosepion pharaonis
Lineage: Eukaryota; Metazoa; Mollusca; Cephalopoda; Sepiida; Sepiidae
Source: the annotation of a GenBank genome assembly
AUGGGUGAUAUGGAUGUUAUUUGUCCUGUAGAAAUAGGAAAAACAAAGUCCUAUGAAGUAAUUCCCAGUGUAGCAGGUAGUUCACCACACACUCCACUCGAUGAGAACAAAGAAAUUGGUGCUAUGGGGCCUGAGGAAGUAAAUGUAAUUUUGAAACAAUUGGACUCUGGUGUGGAUAAGGCAUUACAAAGAGCCAAAGUCUGGUCAAAAUAUCUUAAAGAUAUCAUUUAUUAUAUAGACAAAAAAGCACAAUUAGAAUCUGAAUUCUCAAAAAAUCUCAUCCGUCUAGCUCAAACUGCAAAACCAACUCUUAUGGAAGAUGCAUUCCUGCCUUUGCAGUCUGUAUACUGCACACUUUUGUCUCAGGAUACUGAAUAUGCCACUAAUUGUCAAGCAACUCAAACACUUUUGCAAACACAGAAAUUUGUGCGGCCACUGUCAUCAAGAAGAGCUGAGCACGAUAAAAUCCGCAAAAUGGUGAAAGAGACUUGGUCAAGGGAACUAAAAAAGAUGCAUGAAUCAAUUUCAAACUUAAGGAAAGCUCGGUCUCUGUAUUAUAAUCGUAAACAGGAGUACGAAAAGGCUUAUGAAUUGGCCAUGAAAACAGAAUCGGAGAUGUUGAGCCAAAGUGGUAGUUCUGGCAGUGGAACCAUUUCAAGCAAAGUUGAUAAACGGAAGAAAAUGGUAGAAGAAACCAUGAAUAGGGCUUCAGAAGCUGAGAUGAUGUACAAGGAAUGUAUAUUAGAAGCUAACAACAGGCAACAAGACUUGGAUAAAAUUAAGGGAGAUCUCUUAUCCAAAGUCUAUGAACAAAUUUUUCUAUGUGACAGUACCAUCAAAUCUGUAACCGUUGAAUAUUUUAACUUACUUCAUACAGUCACAGCACCAUUACCAUUACGGUUUAUGACUUUGUGUGAGACAAGCAAACUGUAUGAACCUGCCAGUCAAUAUGCAGAAUUUGUACGAAGACUACCCAAUACUAGCAAUCCACAGACUGCAGAACCAUUUGCCUUUGAACCUUAUGUGCCUGUGUUUUUAAUAUUAUCUGAUGACCGAAAACCCAGUGUCCAUUCAAGUGCUUCUUAUUCUUCUGAAAUUCUCUCUCAGGAAGGAUCACCUUUAUGUUAUGACAUCCAUUCACAAGGUUCACAAAAUGUUGCUAUGAAAGAGUGGCAAUGUACUGAGAUUGGAAGUGAUUCUGACAGCAGCCAGUCUCCUGAGUCAUCUCCUCCCACAAGCCCUCGGGGGCCAAUCACUUUGGAAGCAACAACUACAAAUUCCAUGGAGGACCUUCUUCAGGGUUAUUCAGAGGAAUCAGAAUGUAGCCAGCACACAAAAUCUUCAAAAACUACUGAUUCCUCUGGAGGCAACGUUAAGCAACACUAUCAUCAUCAUCAUCAUCACCAUCACCACCUACAUGGAGAAUGUAGCCGCACUUUUGGAGUGAAAUUGGAAGACCAUGUAAAGUUAUACAACACCGAUGUUCCUCUUAUUGUCAAAAAGUGUCUCAGUGAGAUUGAAAAGAAAGGGAUCACUAUAAAGGGCAUUUACCGAGUGUCUGGUGUAAAAUCCAAAGUAGAAAGUUUGUGCAAGCAGUUUGAAGCUGAUCCAGAAGGUGUGGACCUCACAGAACAGCAUCCCAAUGUCAUAACCAGUGUCUUGAAAAUGUAUCUAAGACAACUUCCUGAGCCUCUGUUGACUUUUGAUGCCUAUUCAAGUUUCAUACAAGUCGCUAAGAGAGACAUGGUUGGGAAUCUUAGCAAAGAGCAGACAGUUCAGAAAUUGGACGAAUUAAUACAGAAAUUACCAAUUGCCAAUCGUAAGACAACGGCUCUCAUUAUAUGGCAUUUGCGUCAAGUAUCAGAGGAAGCCAAUGAAAAUCAAAUGAAUGCCAGUAACUUAGGAAUUGUCUUUGGUCCAACGUUACUUCGGCCAUUGGAAGGAACAGCAUCUCUCUCUUCUUUAGUUGAUACACCUCAUCAAACACGAGCUGUGGAACUUCUGAUUACUUACGCUGAUCAACUUUUUGGAGAGAAAAUGGAAACAGUGCUGACCUCAACUCCUGACAGUUCUUCUGGAAAAGAGAAACUUGAACGAGUUCCUUCUUUGAAGCCUUCCAGAAGAGAUCAGUCAUCAGAAUCUGCUGCGCCUGAAGAUAGUUCAACCCCCGAGUCAUCUGUUGAGACUUCUGCUUUGCCUGCCCUAGUGCCUGAUACUCCACCACUGACAACUCUUGAUACACAAUCUCCCCGCAGCCCCAUUCCUCCCGCAAGUGUUCCAUCUACAACUACCACCAAAAAAAGUGAGCAAAAAACAGUCGAGCAAAGAUUCAGCCAGUCCCCACCGCGCAACAUCCCAGAAAAAAGCCUACAAUUAACUGCUACCAAAAGUCUAGACUCUCUUGCACCAUCAACUGCUUCAAGUUCUUCCACUCCAGCCAUUGCUGCCUCCACCUCUGCCACUCAUAGUGCCAGGUCUAGUAAGAUUCCAUGUGAAUAUGGCUAUGUGGAGAUACCUGCUUCAGCACCUCGUCACUUCAAACCUCCAUCUAUAGUCACUGCCAAAAUGUGUGUGAAAACCACUGCACCUAAACCGCCAAGUCAGCCAAAGUAUAAGGAGGAACAGUUUGAAUCUGUACCAACAUUAGGUGGCUCCACCCAACGGACUAGUGGACAUCGGAAUCUAACGUCAACAUCAAGUGCCCCAGUGGUGCUCACAUCAGUUACACCAAUGGGGCAGGACUAUGGCGAUGUUGCCAAGUCAUCAGUGCAUGAAUCUGUCUCUUCAUUAACAAAGAAAGAUGCAAAGUCCCACAUAACAAAAGGAGUUUUACCCUCAACUCAAUCUGCUUCACCGUCACCAGAACUGCAAUCCCUUAUUGCUUCAUCUACAAGCUCUGAUGACCGAGAGCCACGUUUUGUUUAG